GGAAAGAAUUAAAUAUGGCGGACGCAGCUCCAGCCCAACGUGGCGGUUUUCGAGGAGGGUUCGGUUCACGUGGAGGUGGUGGACCAGGAGGACGUGGUGGUCGUGGAGGACGUGGUCGUGGUCGUGGUCGCGGACGUGGCCGCGGUAAAGAGGAUUCCAAGGAAUGGGUGCCCGUGACCAAGCUUGGGCGCCUUGUUCGGGACGGCAAAAUCAAUUCGCUUGAGGAGAUUUACCUCUUUGCUCUGCCCAUUAAAGAGAGCGAAAUCGUCGACCACUUCAUCGGGCCCCAGCUCAAAGAUGAGGUGCUGAAAAUUAUGCCCGUCCAGAAGCAGACGCGUGCCGGUCAACGCACUCGCUUCAAGGCCUUCGUCGCCAUCGGUGACAGCAAUGGUCACAUCGGCUUGGGUGUCAAAUGCUCCAAAGAAGUAGCCACAGCCAUCCGAGGUGCCAUUAUUCUGGCCAAACUGUCGGUCGUACCAGUACGCCGAGGAUACUGGGGUAACAAGAUCGGUAAGCCUCACACGGUGCCCUGUAAGGUCACUGGCAAGUGCGGCUCGGUCCAGGUGCGCUUGAUUCCAGCGCCAAGAGGUACUGGAAUCGUUUCCGCCCCAGUUCCCAAGAAGCUCCUACAGAUGGCCGGUAUCGAGGACUGCUACACCUCGGCUAGAGGCAGCACGUGCACCCUGGGUAACUUUGCCAAGGCCACCUAUGCCGCGAUCGCCAAGACUUACGCCUACUUGACGCCCGAUCUAUGGAAGGAAAUGGCCCUCACCAAGACUCCAUACCAGGAGUUCGCCGAUCAUCUGGCCAAGAACCACAAAGUCGUCACUGGCCCACGAACCACCGAAACUGUCUAAAUGUUGUACAAAUUUCCGAGCAUAAGAUCGAUCGAGAAAUAAAUUUCCUUUGUCGUCAUCAUCAUCAUCUUA
Messenger RNA from Copidosoma floridanum, 929 nucleotides. Its product is annotated as small ribosomal subunit protein uS5. Gene Ontology annotation, biological process: translation. The record is from RefSeq and is a predicted model, not a curated record. NCBI's taxonomy places the organism in Eukaryota, Metazoa, Arthropoda, Insecta, Hymenoptera, Encyrtidae. Gene Ontology annotation, molecular function: RNA binding; structural constituent of ribosome. Gene Ontology annotation, cellular component: cytosolic small ribosomal subunit; ribosome.